Molecule: messenger RNA, 2376 nt
Organism: Alosa alosa (allis shad)
Lineage: Eukaryota; Metazoa; Chordata; Actinopteri; Clupeiformes; Clupeidae
Gene: pxylp1
Product: 2-phosphoxylose phosphatase 1
Exons: 6
Coding region: 204-1781 (525 amino acids)
Biological process (GO): chondroitin sulfate proteoglycan biosynthetic process; glycosaminoglycan biosynthetic process; dephosphorylation
Cellular component (GO): Golgi apparatus
Molecular function (GO): phosphatase activity
Source: RefSeq, a predicted model, not a curated record
GCGAGAGUCAAAAGGAAGGCAGGGCAGUAGGGAGGCUAUAUGGAUGGGAGCCAUCUCCAUUCUUUUUAGUGUAAGUUAGCUUUUUUUAGAUUAGCAGGACAGUAGAGGCCACCCGGCUAACCUGACUGGGAGUGUACAGGUGGCAGGAGAGGGGGUGGGAAAUGGAGGGCUGAUGGACAGCAGAAAGAACCAAUCAGAGGACAAUGCUGGCCAGGAACCGCUUCAUCCUGUUGCUGGUGGUUGGGGUGGUGCUGGCUGUUCUCAGCUACAGCGUGCAGUACUUGCAGCUGGUGCCGGUGUCUCCGGUGGAGUCCAGCCGCUCUGGCGUGGGGAAGAGCAGGAAGAGGGUGAACCCCGUGCUGCAGACGCCGCCCGCCACACCCGACCCCCUGGCCGGAGCCUACCGCUACUGCAACACCCCCAACCGCACUCAACAGACAUGGGAGGGCCACAGCCCUGCAGACUACCAGCUGCUCUCCGUGCAGGUCAUGAUUCGUCAUGGCGACCGCUACCCUCUCUAUUCCAUCCCCAGGACCAAGAAACCUCCUAUAGACUGCACCUUGUCUCCUAACAAAGCGCCUUCCCACCCACUCCUGUCCUCCUUCAUCAGUGACAUGGCUAAAGACGGCCAGACUGACAACUGGGACGCCUCCCUCACCUCUCUGGCCCGCCUGCCCAAUCACAGAUCAUGUGAGAUGGGCGAGCUCACACAGACAGGUGUGGUCCAGCACCUGCGUAACGGGCAGGUGUUGCGGGGCGCGUACCUGCGUGGUGUCCCGCUGCUGCCGGCGUCCCUGGGCUCGUCUCAGGUGCUGCUGGAGACGACGGGGAAGAGCCGGACGCUGCAGAGCGGCCUAGCGCUGGUCUACGGACUGCUGCCGGGCUUCUCCCGGCCGGCCCUGAAGGUCCGGCAGCACUGGAACGCUCUCUUCUGCGGCCGCGCCUGCGACUGCCCCGCUCGCCAGCGCCACCUGGAGGCCGAGCAGCGACGGCAGUACCGGCUGCGCGUGGCCGACACGCGCCUCGACCGCGCCUACGUCGACAUGGCGGCGGCGCUUGGCGUGGCGCCGCGGGUGCUCCGGGCGGCCAAUCCGGUGGACGCGCUGCUCUGCCACCUGUGCCACGGGCUGCCUUUCCCCUGCCGCGUCGCCGACGGCAGCGCCAACACGUCCUCGUCGCCGGCGUCCAGUUGCCUGACCCCGGCGCACCUGGCGGAGAUCCGGCGUCAGCAGGAGGAGGACGAGCGGGAGCGCCAGGUGGCGGGGCUGUACCACCGCUACGCCGUGCUGGCCGCCCAGCCCUACCUGGAGCGCACGGCCGCCCGCAUGGAGCUGCCGCCCGCUGGGCACCCGGGCCGCCGCCCGAACCUCCCCCGCCACGGGCGUCCGUCCGCGCACGACAUCACCAUGGCGCCGCUGCUAAGCGCCUUGGGCCUGGAGGGCGUGGCCGGCUUCCCGAGCUUCGCCGCGCGGCUGGUGAUGGAGCUGUGGAGGCGGCCGAACGCGGGCGGAGCGAGGGAUAGAGCCAGGGCGGCGGAGGAGAAGGGGAAGGAGUGGGGGAGGGAGCUGAGGGCCAAGCGCUCGCAGGAUGACCUGUUUGUGCGCGUGCUGUACAACGGCGAGGACCUGACGUUCCACACCACCUUCUGCCGCACGCACCCACGCCACACGCACACGCCGCUCUGCCCACUCGGCAAGUUCCUGCGCUUCGUCCGCGGGGACAUCUUCAGCCCGCUCAACGCCACCAGCUACCAGCAGGCAUGCCUCGCCACUGGACCUUAGCGACCAUACACACACACACACACACUCGCAUACACAUGCAUACACACACGCAUACACACAUGCAUACACAUGAGACAGCCAGAUAGGAUGGAGAAAAAACCUGCCUCAGACACACACACACACACACACACACACACACACACAAAUACACAAGGCAGCUUGCUACAUAUACUUGAACCUGCUAGAUGCAUGUAUAUAUAUACACACACACACCAGGGUUUCGGUUAUCCGGUAAUACCCGGCCGGACAUUGUCCGGGAAAAAAAACAAUGUCCGGCCGGGUAUUUGGAAAAAAUUAUGAUAAAACGAUAAAAUGUUUGAUUGAAAUUGGCUAAUAAUCCCGUCCACCUAACACAAAAUGAAUUUGAGAAUAAGCCUAAAAUGUAGGCCUAUACUAAAGCAAGAAUACACCAUCUGGUUAUGUUUUCAAAUAAAACGUCUGUUAUGUCUGUUAACAGCGAACAAAGCGAUAAUAGGAUAUUUGAUCAAAAUGUCCGGAAAACAAAACCAUUUUUUCCAAGUGGAAACGCUGACACACACACAUACAUACCUUACAUACACACACACAUACAUACCUUACAUACACACACACAUAC